Perca fluviatilis (European perch) is the source of this 2512-nucleotide messenger RNA. It is a transcript of the gene capslb, whose product is annotated as calcyphosine-like b. The record is from RefSeq and is a predicted model, not a curated record. Gene Ontology annotation, molecular function: calcium ion binding. The coding region runs from base 275 to 901 and encodes 208 amino acids. Lineage: Eukaryota; Metazoa; Chordata; Actinopteri; Perciformes; Percidae. The transcript has 5 exons.
AUUAAAAACUACAACUCGCUUCUGCGCGAGUCAAACCAACCGAGGUAUUUAUUAAUUUACUCCAACAGCUUCACUUUCUGGAAGGAAUGAAUGAGGACGUUUUGAUAAACGAGAAAAACUACGUCAUAAAGAGAGGACUGAACAGCCAAUCACAGGAGAGGACACUAGAUCUCCAUGGUAACCGCGGAUCGUUUGGGGAAGGGCAGGUGUUUGUUGUUUCCAGGUGAAGAUUAGAAGUGUCGUCUUUUGAAUAAGGAACUCUGUGUGGUCGGUGAUGGCCGGGACAGCCAGAAAAGAUCGGGAGAUGGCGAUGAACGCCAAGCGCCAGCUGGGGGAGUGUUCGGACCCGGUGGAGAGGCUCCGGCUGCAGUGUCUGGCCCGAGGGUCGUCUGGGAUCAAAGGGCUGGGAAGAACCUUCAAAAUAAUGGAUGAUGACAACAGCCGCUCCCUGGACCUGAAGGAGUUCCUGAAGGGUUUGAGUGAUUACGGGGUCCAGAUUGAGAAGAAAGAAGCCAUUGAUCUUUUUCAAAUCUUUGACAAGGACAGGAGCGGGACCAUCGACUUUGACGAGUUUCUCCUUACGUUGAGGCCAGAGAUGUCGAAGGCCAGGAAGGAGGUGGUGAUGGAGGCAUUUCGGAAGCUGGAUAAGACAGGUGACGGGGUGAUCACUGUCGAAGACCUGCAAGGGGUUUAUAACGUUAAGCACCACCCCAAGUAUCAGAACGGGGAGUGGACAGAGGAUCAAAUCUUCAGGAAGUUUCUGGACAACUUUGACUCUCCGUAUGACAAAGAUGGAAAGGUGACCAAAGAAGAGUUCGUCAACUAUUACAGCGGCGUCAGCGCCUCCAUCGACAGUGACGUCUACUUUAUUCUUAUGAUGAAAAACGCCUGGAAGCUCUGACUCGCGUCAGAGGACAAGAAAAACAAACCGGCAUUAACUGUGAGAGUCAAGGAAAAAUCCAAGAAAACAGAUGAAAUGCUUUUAUUAUAUCUGGCACAUUCAGACUUGAAUGAGAUAAAAAAAAUCACUUCAACACGUUUCAGCGUCCAGUUUUUUUUAAGGAAGUACAAUGAAGGCAUUGGAUUGUCUCACAAGCACAUUCGUUACUAUAAAGAGCUCUAGUUAGCUAAAAUGAAAAUAGAAAUGAUCAGUUUACUGUUGCCACGGUUGUAUCAUUAAAGUCAGGUUAUCAAGCUAAGCUUCAACCAGACUAGCAAGCUAGCACAACGUAGUGAGCUUUUUCAUUUAAGCUAAAACAAAAGAAACAAAACAAAAUUGAUCUCUAAUAUAAAAUUUGAGACCUCCUGUGUGGAUAUACUACAUGCACAUCAUAUACUACAUAACAUAUUAUCACAAUGAACACAUGUAUCUAACUAUAACAGUGGAGCUCAGUCUACUUACCAUGAAACCAUGAGGCUACUGCAGACUGGUGAUGGUGUGUAAGAAUUUACCCUAAAGUCUGCAGAAUAGCAGCGAUAGAUGGUGCUCAUGUUACAGAAAAAGCCUGUCUCGUAUGGAAACUACUGGCCAAAAAAAAGUUACCUUUUAAUUGCAAGUGGAAUUAUUAACUCCGCUACACUGGGACAUUGUUUCCCAUUUAUAGCAGCUAUUUGUACUAUUUUUCAAGCCAUUUGAUAACAUGCUUAAAGAUAUGUACGUCAUUUAUAAUACAUGAUAGUUGCCAAGGAAAAACUGAAUUUUAUUAUAACAACAAAGUGUGCAUGAGAUUUGUGGGUACCCAGAGAACCAUUUUCAUUCACAUAACUGGAGGUCAGAGGUCAACAGACCACUUUGCAAAAUGUUUUUUUUUUCUCAACAAAAUGUGGCCUAACUUUGGAGCAUUAUUCAGCCCCCUUCCCAACAAACUAGCAUUCAUUUGUUUUGUUCAUAUAGAUUUAGUUAUUAGGACAAUGCACAUUAAUCAACAUUUCUGUAAAUGGCUAAUUUACUAAAAGGUAAAAUGCCUUCAUCCAACUUCCCGAAGAAGGCUGAAAGCCAAAACAGGUUAAAGUGAUGUUUUUAAUCUUAUUCUAGUUCGAAUGUGUCAGAUGUAGUUAAGACAUUUUACUUUUUCUUUGUAAAAAACGAAGGCCUUGGAGUUUUUCUUGUUGCUCGUUGGAUUUGUUCGUGCCAAAGAGCACCGUCUUAAUUUUCAUAAAGAUUAGUUCCAAGAAGCUCUCCAGUUCUUUGGUUUUUCAUUGUCAUUACCUGUGUUGUAGGGAACUUUACAUUGUCCUUUAAUAAUAAUAAGUUUUAAUUUUGUUGAGUGAAUACGAUCGAGCUCUUUCUUCCAGCUGUAAUUAAUCCCAUGCUUUCAGAAAUGAAUUCUUCAAAUAAAUGUACAAUCCUAGUUUAGAGAGAGAUUUGUUGCUGUUUUUAAAAGUUGAAUAUUACCUUAAUUUUGUAGGUGAACACAAGGCAACAGUUUGAUUUAACAACUAUUAUAUUUUAUUGUACAAUUAUAUGCAGCACAAUACGCUUUGUUAAAAUAAAAACAUUGGUACAAUCAGA